This is a messenger RNA of Aphanomyces astaci, 2471 nucleotides long. RefSeq lists its product as hypothetical. Gene Ontology annotation, biological process: protein O-linked glycosylation. Lineage: Eukaryota; Oomycota; Saprolegniomycetes; Saprolegniales; Verrucalvaceae. Gene Ontology annotation, molecular function: alpha-1,3-mannosyltransferase activity. The record is from RefSeq and is a predicted model, not a curated record. Gene Ontology annotation, cellular component: Golgi apparatus. Bases 28 to 2382 code for a protein of 784 amino acids. The transcript is spliced from 2 exons.
GCUGAAGUCAUUCAAGAGCAACAAGCCAUGGGUCUUGACAGUGAACCUGGUCGUCGGAAAGCGUCUGUGCGACGACCACUGCCGCUUCUGCAAGCGAUCGUGUUCGUGCUUGUCAUCACGUGCGUCGUAGUCAACUUCUCCUACUUUUCCACGCGAGUGGAGCCUCUUGGUCCCCGCAUCGCGUUAAGCAAGACGCAGCAUGCCAUGCGUGGGUUUGUAGUGCCCAUGUUCGACGCCAUGAUUCCCAUUGGCGUCUCCCUCAUCCAGGAACUGCGUCGAUACGGCAACAACGACGUCAUCCAGGUGUAUCAUUGCCUCGGGGAACUGUCUCCGCUGUCGAUGCAACUUCUCCAUCGCGCGGACGACUUCAUCGAGGUGAUUGACGUGUGUCACGAGUACGUCACGCAGGGCAACUUGACGCUGGAGCAGGCCAAGGACUUCCGCAAUUUCUACAUUAAGCCGUUGGCGCUCAUCCACACGCGCCUCGAGGACGUCAUCUUGCUGGACGCGGACGACAUUCUGUUCUCCGACCCGGCGGCGCUCUGGAACGUUCCUGCGUACAAGGCGACCGGGACGAUUUUCUUCUACGACCGCGAAAUCAACGAAAACUCGUACUUGAAUGGAAAGCACCGGUGGACCAACGACGCCGGCGUCGACGUCGAAGAGAACACACUGCAGGAAAUGGUGCGCAUGUUUGAAUCCGAGCGCUUUGGCUUGCGGCGCAACCAGCCGUCCGACCACGUGCGAAACUCUCUGCCAUUCAACAGCCAAGGCGCGCACGAGCAAGACUCGAGCGUGGUGGUGGUGGACAAGCGGCGGCACCACAUCGCGAUGGACGUGCUGUGGUUCUUGAUCACCGCAUGGCGGUACCGGUUCACAUACUCGUGGGGUGACAAGGAGAACUUUUGGCUCGCGUACGAACUGAGCCAGUCGCCGUAUUACUUUUCUCCUCAUGGCACGUCGGCGGCAGGGGGACGCCAAGGCCACGACGUUCAAACCGUGUGUGGGGACAUUGCCCACUUCUUCCCCCUGGACGGCCGCGACGACAUUCUGCACAUUAACGGCAACAAACUCAUCAACCCGUACACCAAGAUCGACGCCGUCAACGGCUACGACCAUUCGUUUCAAGCGAGCAAAUUGACCGAUCUCGUCGCCAACCUGCCGGGGUACUUUGCCGGCCUUCGUCGGCGGGGACCCACGCCGAUCAUGCAACCCAAUAGCAGCUGUCCCCAAGAGUGCAUGUACCAGCGGGGCGCCGUCGCCGUGACGAAUGCGCAGCGCCAAUCGAUGGUCCAGCGCAUCUCCGACACGUUCGAAGUGGCGGCGGCGGUGGACCGUCAUGUGGUGGUGCAGCAGGGCGUGGUGCUACCCAUCGUGACGGACGCGGACGCGGCGCGGGCAGUGUCUUCGAUCAACCAAUUGCGCCGGGUGGGGUACCAAGGAUGGGUGCAAGUGUAUCACUGCGCGGGGAAUUUUCCCUCGCAUGUGCUGCAAACGUUCGUUCGGAUUGACGCCUACGUGCAGGUCGUGGACGCGUGCCAGGGAUUUAUCCUCAACGGCAACCUGACCAUGGAUCAAAUCCCAGACUUCCAAAACAGCUACUUGGCCCCCCUCGCGUUGAUCCACACAAGCAUGUCGCAUGUGGUGGUGCUCAAUGUACACGCAGUCGUACUACAAGACCCCACGGCCGUGCUGUGGUCGGACGUGCUGUACAGUGAGACGGGCACCGUCUUCUUUCAUGAUCAUCAUGAUGCCACCUCGAAAUCGUUCCUCAACCAUCCUGCCACCUACAUCGACGAGCGAGGCCGAUCGGUGGCUGGCACGGCGCUCGAGGCGGUGGUGCACACGUUCAACUACUCUAAGUUCAACCUGGACGGACCGAGGACUCUGUCGCCGUCGCUCAAGGCGUCUCGGGCGUGGAACCACCAGAGUGCAUCGCGACAAGAUAACAGCCUCUUUGCCGUCGACAAGUCACGCGCGGACAAGGCCAUGCAAGUUUUAUGGGAACUCAUCACCACCACCCGAUUCCAACACGGGUACUCGAAAGGCGCCAAGGAAAACGUGUGGCUCGCGUACGAGCUGAGCCAGUUGCCGUAUGCGUUUUCAAAGUUUGGCGCGUCCUACGUUGAUGGGGCAUCCCCGUGGACGGCGCAGUACGGACCAGCCAAAGACGACGAGCUGCUCGUGGUCAUGACGGCGUUAUCGGACGUCGCAUCCAUCGACGACCUGCCCGCGAACGUGUGUCGCCGUCGACUAGUAGACACGACGGACGACGCGACAUGCUUGGACCAGCACAACGAAGGCGCGCAACGCCUCACGUAUAGCCAAGUGCAAGCGCUUCAAGUUCGGUGGAGUAAUACCCACCCUCGCCACGCCCCGUAGUAUUGUGAUUCAUGCGCCAAGAAUAAGAACAUAAAUAGAAACCAAACAACUUGGCUCUAUUGAUUCGCAGGCUUGAAGAACAUAGCAGG